Molecule: messenger RNA, 1197 nt
Organism: Prunus armeniaca (apricot)
Lineage: Eukaryota; Viridiplantae; Streptophyta; Magnoliopsida; Rosales; Rosaceae
Source: the annotation of a GenBank genome assembly
AUGGAGGGAGGAGGAGAAGCAGGUUCAGCAAAACCAAACCCCACAGUCGCCCAAGUAUGCGAAGAGUGCAAAGCGAACCCAUCUAAGUACAAAUGUCCUGGUUGCUCCAUACGUUCCUGUAGCCUACCCUGCGUGAAAGCUCACAAGUUUCGCACUGGUUGUACGGGCAAGAGGAACCAAACCAACUUCGUCCCGCUCUCUCAGAUUGACAAUAAUCAGCUCCUUUCUGACUACAAUUUGCUUGAGGAAGUGAAGAGGGUUUCUGAAUCUGCUCAGAGAUUGAGAAAUAAGUUAUGCAGAUAUAAUUAUUAUAGGCUACCCGAUCACCUUAAAAGUCUCAGGGGUGCUGCCUCCAGUCGCAGAACGAAACUCUUGUUUCUACCAAGUGGAAUGUCAAAAAGGGAGAAAAAUCAAACUCGAUAUGACCGAAGGAAGAAAUGCAUCUCCUGGACAAUUGAAUGGCGAUUUCAUUCAACGGAUGUUGUUUUAACUGACCAUGAAGUAAAUGAAAACAUGAAGUUCUGCUCUAUUAUUGAGAACCAUCUAAAACCUGGUCCAUGGAAUCAUCAGCUGAGGCUAUUCUGUGAAGAGCAGCUGGAUUGUCUCAGGCUUUUUAUUCGUAAAUAUCCGAAGGGCGCCAGGUCACCUUUCUGUGAGUUGGACAUAAGAGUUCCAAUAAGGCAGCAGUUAACCAACUUGGUUAUUUUGGAAUAUCCUGUGAUCUAUGUUUUUCUCCCUUCGCACAAACUUAAAACUUAUGGAAGAAAUGAUCCGAGCGCAGGAGGUGUUCCCUUUAAGGAGGAGGAAAUAGAAGAAGACAACAGCUAUCCUAAGGUGUUUGAUCUCAUGAAACAUGAGACUUCAAGUUCCCUGCCUCAUAUCUCCAGUAGAAGCAGGUGUGAGAAAGCACCAGAUGAUUCAUUAACUAGGACUUUGCCUGCAACAGUGGCAACUGACAAUGAUUUGCAUUCCAACUCCAAUGCUAAGGAACAAGGGCUUUUUGAAGACAUGGACUUUGAUUUUGAUCAAGGCUUAAUAGACACGUACUCAAAUCUAAUUGCAGAAAUUAAUCCUGAUGAUUUUCUUGAUUUGGAAGGUGAAUUAACCAAGGAAGAAUUAGAAGAAAGAAAUCUUUCUAGUGUCAGGAAAUUCUUAUUAGCAGAUGACGACAUAGAGGAGGGGGAAAUUUUGGAAUAA